AUGGCAUCAGAACCCACCUCGUUCCUCCCGUACCACGAGCCACAAAUCACAACCAUCCUAAUCCAAAGCGCCCUCCUCCUCGCUCUCAACAUAACCAACACCAUCUUCGACAAGCUAAUCUUCUGCGGUCUCCUCGCACAAGUCUUCAUCGGCGUCGCAUGGGGCACACCCGGUUCAAAAUGGCUGGACCGAAGAGGACUAAACACAAACUUCCACGCCCUGAAACUAAAUCUCACCCUCUCGGUCCUGGUCGCAAUCACGGGAAUCAGUCUCCCCAUAGCUCUCUCCUUCAUCCUGCACUCCUCGCUGUUGAACGCCACGCCGCUCCAGGCUUUUGCUGCUGGAGCAGCGCUGUGCUCUACUAGUCUAGGCACCACGUUCACGAUCCUCGGUUCUAGUGGGUUGGCGGCGACGAGGUUAGGCGUUGUGUUGAGUAGUGCGGCGAUGAUGGAUGAUGUGGUGGGGUUGGUUAUGGUGCAGGUGAUUUCUAAUCUUGGGGGUGGAGGGGCCGCAAAGGAGGGGUUUAGGGGUGUCACUGUUGUGAGGCCGGUGGCUGUUUCUGUGGGGUUUGCUGUUACUGUCCCGCUUGUUUGUCGAUUCGUCGUGGUGCCUUUGACUGUGCUGGUUAAUGGGGCGAGGCGAGAUGGCGUGGUGGGAAAGGUUUGUAGUGCGACGUAUACGCCGUUUAUUAUUCAUACAAUGGUGCUGCUUGGGCUUGUUACGGGUGCUAGUUAUGCAGGGACUUCGAAUCUUUUUACUGCUUAUUUGGCUGGGGCUGCGGUCAGUUGGCGGGAUAGUGAGAUUGAGCAUUCAGGGCCAACUACGGGCCUUGUUCUACCUGAACCUGCUAGCUCAGCGUUGGAGCAGAGUAACUCUGUUUCUGGUAUUGAGCUUACGAGGUCACCCGCAAGGACAGAAAGACGAGGCUCUGGUCCAGAAUCCAAAGAGACGGGUCGAGGGGCAGUUCGCGAUGGGCAGCAUGAAUCGAGUGGCAUUGCAGUAUACGAGAAAUAUUACGCAACAGUUGUACAACGCAUUCUAAAACCAUUCUUCUUCGCAUCAAUCGGCUUCUCCAUCCCAAUCACGGACAUGUUCAAUAGCGAAAUCGUCUGGCGCGGCAUCGUUUACACAAUCCUCAUGCUCUUCGCAAAACUCGUCACAGGAAUGUGGCUUAUUCGCCUGGAUAUCUCUUGGUCGGAAGUGCACAUUCCGAAGUAUAUUCGCUCUACCGUAACAGCUCCGGCGUUGUGCUUUUGGUGGAUGUAUGGAAAACCCAAGAAGGAAGUGAAGAACGGUAGCAGCACUACAGCGAACGUUGAAUCACAUGAGAUGAGAACACGAGGAAAUAAGGACAAGAGUAAAGACGCAACAACACCGCUAAAAGCAGGAAUUUCUACACCAGCUGAUCCUGCAACCUCAUCGACACCGAUACCAUCAUCACCCAAAAUCAAAAAGCCACUCUCCCUUUAUCCAGCAGCAAUGCUAGGCACAGCGAUGACGGCGCGUGGUGAAAUAGGCUUCCUGAUCGCGUCUCUAGCUGAAACAACCGGGCUCUUUGCUUCCUCUCCCCAGCAAAGCAGUGGCAGCUCGGAGAUAUAUCUGGUGGUCACGUGGGCCAUAGUAUUAUGUACCAUUAUUGGUCCGUUGGGCGUGGGCAUGCUGGUGAGGCGGGUGAGGAGGCUGCAAAAUGGUAGAGAAAGCAAUCUAGGAGUAAAUGGACCUCUGGGCAUUUGGGGCGUCGGUUGA
Lachnellula hyalina is the source of this 1746-nucleotide messenger RNA. RefSeq lists its product as uncharacterized. The record is from RefSeq and is a predicted model, not a curated record. NCBI's taxonomy places the organism in Eukaryota, Fungi, Ascomycota, Leotiomycetes, Helotiales, Lachnaceae. Bases 1 to 1746 code for a protein of 581 amino acids. Gene Ontology annotation, biological process: proton transmembrane transport. The transcript has 3 exons. Gene Ontology annotation, molecular function: antiporter activity. Gene Ontology annotation, cellular component: membrane.